AUGGAACGAUUCUUUAAAAGAAAAUUAUCUACGGAUAGUCCUUCUCCGUCUAAUCCAGAUAGUUCAAAUGCAAGACCAAUUGAAGUAGAUGAGAUACUGGCUAAUCUUCAGGCAGACCCUGGAUUAAGAACUCGAAUGACGGAUUAUAGUCCUAAUAUUCGGGAUGAGAUCCGAAGAACAUAUCUACAAAAGGGACCUUGUCAAUCUAGAAGUUAUAAAUUCCCACAAACUAAUCAGUCGGGAAUUAAUAUACGCUUCAUUGCUCAAUGGUUUGAUGAGUAUGAUUGGUUGGAAUAUAGUAUAGCUAAAGAUGUUGCGUUUUGUCUUCAUUGUUAUCUCUUCAAGCCUAAUUUUGAUCAAGUGGGUGGUGAUGCAUUCACUGGGGUAGGCUUUAAUAAUUUGAAGAAAAGGAAAGAAAGAUUUAACCUUCAUGUUGGAUCGGCUGGUCUUUCUUUUCAUGGUCAUGAUGAAAGUGCACAAUCAAGUAAUAAGGGGAAUUAUUUAGAGCUUUUGCAAUUUCUUGCGGAUCAUGAUGAAAAAGUUAAGGCCGUUGUGUUGGAAAAUGCUCCGGGUAAUUUAAAGUUAAUAGCUCCUUCAAUACAAAAGGAUCUUGUCAAAGCUUGUGCCAAAGAAACUAUUGGUCUUAUCUUGAGUGAUGUAAAAGAUAGAUAUUUUUCAAUAAUGGUGGAUGAAGCACGUGAUGUUUCAAUAAAGGAGCAAAUGGCGAUGGGGUUGCGUUAUGUGAACGACAAAGGAAAAAUAAUUGAAAGGUUGGUGGGGGUUCAACAUGUAACCGACACUACUUCAAGUGCACUAAAGGAAGCCAUUGAUGAAUUCUUUUCUUCCGUGAAUUUGAGCUUUUCCAAGCUACGAGAACAAGGUUAUGAUGGAGCUAGUAAUAUGAGAGGUGAGUUCAAUGGCCUUAAAACAAAGAUUUUGAGAAAACAACCUUGUGCAUUUUAUGUUCAUUGCUUUGCUCAUCAACUUCAACUAGCUCUUGUUGCCGUAGCAAAGAAAAACAUUGAUGUCAACUCAUUUUUCACAACGGCUAAUAGUUUGAUUAAUGUUGUUGGAGCAUCUUGUAAGCGUCGUGAUGCACUUAGAGCACAAUACCAAGAAGAGCUUGUGAAAGCUUUUGAAAAUGAUUGUCUUAUAACGGGGCGAGGCUUAAAUCAAGAAACUAGUCUCAAACGUGCUGGCAAUACAAGAUGGAACUCACAUUAUGGUACGAUGAUUAGUAUCAUUUCUAUGUUCCCAUCUAUGGUGAAUGUGCUUUAA
Molecule: messenger RNA, 1278 nt
Organism: Prunus avium (sweet cherry)
Lineage: Eukaryota; Viridiplantae; Streptophyta; Magnoliopsida; Rosales; Rosaceae
Source: RefSeq, a predicted model, not a curated record